Molecule: messenger RNA, 935 nt
Organism: Cherax quadricarinatus
Lineage: Eukaryota; Metazoa; Arthropoda; Malacostraca; Decapoda; Parastacidae
Source: RefSeq, a predicted model, not a curated record
UUGAGUUUCCAGUACGUACUGUAUUUGGCAUGGCUGGGUCGUACGGUACAUAUCCGUGCUUUUGGCAGUGAAGUUGAGAAAUGCGUUCACCAGGAUAUGGUUAUAGUCCCCAUUUCCUGAGCCUGUAAUUGGUGAAGGGAUGCCAUAUAUGAUUAGUGACAUUACAUGAUGAUAUGCCUUACCUAAUCAUAUUUUCAUAACUUAUCCAAAUUUUCAGUGGUACAUUAAAAAGAGCUUUGUCCAUAGCCAUUGGCAAAGGAAUGACAAAAGCACCUGGUCCUCCUGGCCCCCCCGGCCCACCAACCGGCCCGGGGGGACCCCCAGGACCAGCUGGCCCCCCGGUGCCUCGUCCCUUGACGUUACCCCCUGGGCCCACUCCAGCACCAGGACCAAUCACCACAAUUGUGCCACAGGCUGCUGGUACACCUGCAGUGGCCACAGGAACUGGCAUUACUGCACUUUUACCACCAGAAUUACCAACAUUUGUAGCACCGAGACGUCCCAACCUAGGCCGUGAAGGACGGCCCAUCACCUUACGGGCCAAUCACUUCCAGAUAUCUAUGCCCAGAGGCUACAUUCAUCACUAUGAUGUAAGCAUUCAACCCGAUAAGUGCCCUCGGAAAGUCAACAGAGAAAUUAUUGAAACGAUGGUCCAUGCCUUUCCUAGAAUAUUUGGCAGCUUAAAGCCUGUCUUCGAUGGGAGAAGUAAUUUAUAUACAAGGGAUCCAUUACCUAUUGGUAAUGAAAAAAUGGAACUGGAGGUAACUUUGCCAGGGGAGGGCCGAGACAGAGUCUUCAAAGUAGCUAUGAAGUGGUUAGCACAAGUAAAUCUUUACACUCUUGAAGAAGCUCUUGAAGGGCGUACACGUACAAUACCUUACGAUGCCAUACAGGUAACUAAUAAUAAUGCUGGUGUAUAAUUAAGCUAUUUUGUA